Molecule: messenger RNA, 1601 nt
Organism: Xylaria bambusicola
Lineage: Eukaryota; Fungi; Ascomycota; Sordariomycetes; Xylariales; Xylariaceae
Exons: 6
Coding region: 130-1389 (419 amino acids)
Molecular function (GO): FAD binding; monooxygenase activity
Source: RefSeq, a predicted model, not a curated record
UAAAACCCCAUCAACGAACCUACGAUUUUGGCACGUAGAGGAAGUGAUAUUAGAGAUCAGCAAAGAAAUCGCUGCCCAGUAAUCCACCUUAAAAGCCAAAUAGAAAACAGCGUCACCUUCACAACGAUAAUGAAGGUCAUCAUAGUCGGAGCUGGUAUUGGCGGCUUGAGCGCGGCUAUUGCGCUGAAUCGUGCAGGACACGACGUUGAGGUCUACGAGAGCUCGUCGUUCCUCAAUGAGGUCGGCGCCGCUAUUCAUCUUGCGCCGAACGCAACUCGCGUGCUCAAGAGGUGGGAUCUCGACUUUGAGACCUUAUACCCCGUUGGCUGCGAAGCCAUACAGUUUUACUCUCCGAAACUCGAGCACAUUGAAACACUCGUGACUCUGAAGGAGGGCCAGGAGAAACUGGGCGUCACGGAGCCAUGGCUGAUGACCCAUCGUGUCGAUAUCCACAGUAGCCUCAGAGCCCACGCGGAGAAAGGCUUCCAAGGCCGGGCCGUGAAGAUUCAUUUGAGGUCAAAGGUUAAGUCGGUGAAUGCAGAAACAGGAGAGGUCCAUUUCGAAGAUGGACGAACCGUCCAGGGUGACCUGGUGGUUGGAGCCGACGGUAUUCACUCCCGAACAGUCACAGCCGUAAUCAGCAACGGCGCUGAUAUAGUCAACACUGGCCAAAAAGUAUUUCGUUUCUUGGUCCCCGUCGAGAAGGCCGUGACGAAUCCUUUAGUCAAGGCCUUCGUGGACAAGAUUGGCCUAAACCAACUCAGCGGCAUUGCAGCAGCUAAUGGACGUAUGAUCAUUUACCCCUGCCGGUCUGGCACUCUUCUCAACGUUGCUUGUUUUGUCCGUACCAAUGAUGAUCUGGGGCCCGAGGCAUCGUGGCACAAUGCAGGGAACUUAGAUGAUCUUAUGGCAAACCUCGAGGGAUAUAAUGAGACGGUUAGGGAGUUUGGCAAGAUGGCAGAAGAUCUUAAGCUCUGGACGUUGGUGACACGGAACCCUCCCCCAACAUUCUUCAAAGGAAAGCUUGCUCUCUUAGGCGAUGCCGCACAUCCAAUGCUUCCGCAUCAAGGACAGGGUGGCGCACAGGCCAUCGAAGACGCGGCGGCGCUCGGGGCGCUCUUCGGGGCCGACACAGCGCCGGAGCAAGUCAGCGAUCUGUUGAACAUCUACAACCAAGUCCGCUACGACCACGCUGUGUCCAUCUGCAUCUCAUCCCGAAUUGAUCAGCGAUCUAGCGAAGAGGUGCUAGCCCAAAACUUUGAAUUGCUGAGGAAGUUCGUGCCAAAUGCGAUCAAGGACCGAAAUUACGCAUUCUAUGCCUGGGCUUCGUAUCCGGUCCGGGAGGUUGAACGUUUGCUAGCUCUCCGCCGCAGUGAAAAAGCAAUCUAAGUGUUUAAGAAAGUGAGAGAGGCAUGCAUAUAUAUAUGUAUUUGAAAGCAUAGAGCGAGAGAAACCUUUUUCACAUUUGUUGCUGCUAAGACUCUAUCUGAAUCAUGUAGGCAUGCAUACAAGCACAUAGAGCCAUCUCAUCUAGACACCAUUGGAAUUGAGACAGUGUACGUAGAAAAUAUCGAUAUCGAAAUCACAACUACAUAUGUCAG